AUGCCACCGAAACUCGCCGUUUAUAUAACAGAGGAGCGACUUGUUGAAUACGAGGAAGCAUUCCAAUCGUUUGAUGAAGAAGGUCAAGGCAAAGUACCUUGCGAAUUCAUUUUACCGUGUAUGCGCAAAGUCGGCCUCAUGCCUUCUGAGUGCGAAAUCGAGGAUUUGCUGCGUUCGGUUGACACCGACAAUACUAUAUUCGCUGAUGGUUUCAGUUACGAACAAUUUUGUCAAAUUGCCUCAAAGAAGGAGAAAGACAUAUAUACUGAAGAGGAUAUACAGGACGCAUUUCGGUUAUUCGACUCUAAUUCUGACGGCUACUUAACAAUGCAAAAACUAAUGCAAAUUCUCUGUACAUUGGGCGAAAAGCUUAAUGAGCCUGAAGUAACUGCGCUCAUAAACACCGCCGGGCCAGACCCAGAAGGCCGGAUCGAUUACGUGGAAUUCGUGCACCGUAUGAUGGCGAGAGACUGA
Mesocestoides corti is the source of this 474-nucleotide messenger RNA. The record is from the annotation of a GenBank genome assembly. Lineage: Eukaryota; Metazoa; Platyhelminthes; Cestoda; Cyclophyllidea; Mesocestoididae.